CUCGAGUGAGAUCGAUCGUACUUCGUCUCUUUUUUCUCUCCUUCCUGCAGCUUACCGGCAAGCAAAAAGAAAGCGCCUUCCAAAUCCAAGACCCGACGCGGGGGUUCGGAUGAUCUUUUGCGAACCAAAAAUAUGUUUUCGACGAAUAAUAAGGGAAGCGCGGCACCAGUGACCACCGACCAGUGUCCCCGGGACAGCAGAUAAAUAACAAUAUUAAUAUUAGUCAGUAGACGACGGGUGAUAGAGAGAGACGGAAGGCAAUGGUACUUUUGAAUAUCUGUAUAUAUAUAUAAAACCAGAGGGAAGGCGGAUAUCCCCAUACGCGAUCUGGUCACCACCCCGAACCCCGCAUCGUCGUCAUCUUUUUUUUUUCUUCUUUUCUUUCACUCCUCUCUCUGUCAUAUCAUCAUUCAUGUGAGCCUGUCCCUUCCUUCUCGUCUCAGAUCUAGAGCUGGUUGGUUCAUGGGCACGGGCAUGGAUCCGUCGGCCCGCGCGUUCCUCCUCCUCCUGCUCCUGCUUCUGUGCUGCCCCUUCUCCUUCCCUCCGGCGGCCGAGGCCGCUGAUGGCUCCGCUGGAGGCCCCAUCGUGGUCGAUCCGGGGCUCAGGUUCGCCAACCCGCGCCUCCGGCAGGCCUACAUUGCUCUGCAGACGUGGAAGCGGACGGCCAUCUACUCCGACCCCCAGAACCUGACCGGCAACUGGGUCGGUCCCAACGUGUGCUCCUACUUCGGCGUCUUCUGCGCCCCCUCCCCCGCCGACCCCUCCCUCACCGUCGUCGCCGGAGUCGACCUCAACCACGCCGACAUCGCCGGGUACCUGCCCCCCGAGCUCGGCCUUCUCACCGAUCUCGCCCUCCUCCACCUUAACUCCAAUCGCUUCUGCGGCGUCGUCCCGUCCACCCUCCAACUCCUCCGCCUCCUCCACGAGCUCGACCUCAGCAACAACCGCUUCGUGGGGAUGUUCCCGGACGUCCUUCUCGCCCUGCCCUCCCUCCGCUACCUGGACCUCCGCUUCAACGAGUUCGAGGGCUCCAUCCCCCCGGCGCUCUUCGACCGUCCCCUCGACGCCAUCUUCCUCAACUCUAACCGCCUCCGCCACGACAUCCCCGCCAACUUUGGCUCCUCCCCGGCCUCCGUGGUGGUGCUGGCCAACAACGACCUCGGCGGCUGCAUUCCCUCCAGCAUCGGCAGGAUGGCAGCCACCCUCAACGAGAUCAUCCUCCUCAACGACAACCUCUCCGGCUGCAUCCCCCCCGAGGUCGGCCUCCUCCGCCACCUCACCGUCUUCGACGUCAGCUUCAACCACCUCCAGGGCCCCCUCCCGGGUUCCCUCGCCGCCAUGGCCAGUCUCGAGCAGCUCGACGUCGCGCGCAACCGCCUCACAGGCUCCAUCCCCGCCGGCGUCUGCCAGCUCCCCAGGCUCCAGAACUUCACCUACUCUUAUAACUACUUCACGUCACAGCCACCCCAGUGCCCCGCCGCCGGCGCCGGCGGCAAGGUGCGGCUCGACGCCAAGAAGAACUGCAUUCCGGGCCUGCCGGACCAGCGCUCCCCUAAGGAGUGCUCCUCCGAGGCCGCGCGCCCCUUCGACUGCACCAAGUCCAAGUGCUGGGCUGGGGGCAAGAGCCCAGCCCCCACUUAUUCGUUCCCGCCGCCGCCGCAGGAAAGGUUCAUCAGCAGGAGGCGCCCCGCCCCGCCGCCGCCGGCUCCCCUCGCGGGCCCGCGCCCGCACAGGGGCUACAACAAGAGCACACCGCCUCCGCCACCACCACCACCACCACCCAAGUCCGAGUCGUCGCCUUCCCACGCAUCUCACUCCCCACCUCCGCCGCCGCCACCACCUGAGUCCCAGUCGUCGCCAUCCACGAAAGCCCACCCGCCUCCUCCUUCCCAUUCGCCACCUCUGCUGCCUCCUUACUCCCCUGAACCAUCGCCACCGAGUUACCAUGCUUCGCCACCACCGCCAGCUUCUACAUCAUCGCCGCUGCUGCCACCUCCGCCUCCGCCUGGCUGCGAGUUUGCAAAGCGUCCUCCCACCCCCGUGUUGCCAUCUCCACCGCCCCCGGAUCAGUACCUUCCAGCACCUCCCGUCGGGCCUCCAACGACCCCUCCUCAUCCGCCCCCACCGUCGUCUGAUCGUCCAAGCCCAUCGACAGCUCCACCGCUGCAUCAGACUCGCAACCCGCCUCCGCCACCGCCCGUCCGUCAAUUUUCACCCCUACCACCGCCCCCGUCCAUUCAUGGAUCCCCGGCGCAUCCAGAAGACCACCCUUCUCCUCCUCCACCGGUUCCACGGGCAGCGCCUGCUUCUCCACCAAGCUACGGAGCAGGUCAUCCGACACCGCCCCCGCCCGUCCAUCCAUCUCCAGAACCACCUCGACAUCACCUGCCGCCACCCCAAGGUAUGCCGUGGCAAUCUCCGCCGCCGCCGACAUCAGGGUGCGGCGGGAACGUGCCUUUACCUCCCGUGGUAGGGGUAUCCUAUGCAUCUCCUCCACCGCCGGCGAUACCCUACUACUGAUCUUCUUAAGUUGGUCGCAGCGCGCUUUCUCUGCUCGUUUCUUUAAUUUCAUCGUCAGCGAUCUUUACGGCUAAAAUAUUCUUUGCUUUUUUGUUAUCUUUCUUGCCCCCCCUCCGUAUCUAUAAAAUCUGUUUUGGUAGGGGUUGCUUCCUCUGUAAUGAAUCUCGGCGAAGUCCUGGUGCUCUAAUAGGGUUUUUAAUAUGCUUCGGUUUC
Messenger RNA from Phoenix dactylifera (date palm), 2733 nucleotides. RefSeq names its product pollen-specific leucine-rich repeat extensin-like protein 3. Lineage: Eukaryota; Viridiplantae; Streptophyta; Magnoliopsida; Arecales; Arecaceae. The record is from RefSeq and is a predicted model, not a curated record. Gene Ontology annotation, molecular function: protein binding.